Molecule: messenger RNA, 5110 nt
Organism: Corvus hawaiiensis (hawaiian crow)
Lineage: Eukaryota; Metazoa; Chordata; Aves; Passeriformes; Corvidae
Gene: TACSTD2
Product: tumor associated calcium signal transducer 2
Exons: 1
Coding region: 1565-2494 (309 amino acids)
Cellular component (GO): membrane
Source: RefSeq, a predicted model, not a curated record
UUAUUUACAGAGGGUGAAAUCCACCAGUAAAAGAAAAAGUCAGUGAAGAAGUACACUUUUAUUUUGAACUAUAUUUCACAUUUGGCAUUUAAAUAAUGUGAAAUAAAAUAAAGACAAGAUAUGAGGAGGCAGGUGAUAGUUAAAUGGAUUUUGACUUUGAAGGAGGGAGGUGAAAAUUUUAAAAAAGGAGAUUAUUGUAGUGUGGGUAAAUGAAUGACUUAAAAAUGGGAAAAGAGUUGCUAAACUAUUACAGAAUCAUCAACAUGACAAAUUGACUUACCUGGUAAUUUUAAUAAUACUUAUAGCUGUAGAUCUCAAUUAUUUUCCAAGAAAGGUAGCUACAGGUAUUGUUACCUGAAGGAAUGUCCAGAUUGUGUCCUGCUUUGGCAGAGGGUAUUUACAUCCUGUUUCCAUGUAGAGCUCUGAUUUUACACCUACUCUGAGUUCUGAAUAGUCCAUGAGUGCAGGAGCUGGCACGGACUGGAAGUGGGGCAGUGCUCAGGUAAGCAGCACACAGGUAGGAGCUGACUGCAAGGCACGUGGCUGGCAGUACAGUGCUCACGCUGCCCUGUGGUUAUUACUGGUCCCAAAGUAACGAUUUAUAAAGAGUCUGACGGGGUUUGACAAAUCAAAUGAAUGGGACUUGCUUAAUGCAAAGUGGAAAGUCUCUGUCAGCUGCUGCCAAAGCACAUGGUAAUAUGGGUUUGUAGUUCAUUGGGAGACUUGGGAGCCACUGGAGUGUUCUGUGAAAGGUGUCAUUAAAAUUCAGAUUAAAAAAUUUCUUCAGAAAUAACGAACAACUUUGUAAGGGUAGCAUAAGCAUGAAAAUCAGCAUUCCUAGUGCUGCCUUGGGAUGAGCAUGUGCCAAAGGAAAGGUGGGAGAGAAGCUUUCCGUGCUGGAAAAUGAAGCUGUACUCCUGUGCUCUCUGUGCAGGAGAGCAGCCAUCAACCUGGUCGGCAGUGGUUCCUCAUGAAUUGACACCUGCUCCAGGCAGCAAACAUAAAACUCCCAAAGGCUUUAUUUAAUAAGCUAUGAAAGUAGAAAGUCCAUAACUGAUAAGAAUCUAGAUAGUGGAAUGAUACGGAUGCUGUGCGGUGAAAGACAGAGGAAAAACCAUGAUGGAAGUGAAGGAGUGGAGUGGAGGAGUAGGAUUUCUUCCAAAAGAAAUGAGAGAAACUCCUUAAACACCCAUUUGCAUAUAGUCCAUAAAAAGUCUAAAGGGAAAGGGCCAGCUGCUUGUCUUUAAUCCAUAAGGGAAGCCCAUGGUAGGAGCUUGGCUGCUGUCUCUUCCCUGUUGUUUCCUCAUCAAGCAGGAGCGAGGGAGGCGGCUGGAGGCAGGUGCCACUCCCUGAGAAGUAACAGGGAGCCAGGAAGCUGUUGACUGGGAUUUGGGAAGGAGAUGCCAGUUGUUUUGGAAGAAGAACCUGUUUGGUGGGUCUGAUUUGAAUCAAUAAAGGGAGCAGCACACCAGGGUGUAGGAAUGAGCAGGCUCCAUCAGUGGAUUAAAGCUUUGGAUGCUGCCUGCUGUCACUCAGGACUUCAUCUGUGCUUUUCUCCUGCACUAUGGAGCGUCUGUUUGGGGUUGUGCUGGGUUUAAUUCUGGCAGUCGCUUCAUCAGCCCAUGACAGCUGUACCUGUGCAACCAACAAGUGGGCAGUGUGUGCCCAGGACAGCCCUGGGAACUGCACCUGCAGGCUGGCAGGUUCAGAUCACCCUGUAGACUGCUCAACCCUGACUUCAAAAUGCUUCCUGAUGAAGGCAGAAAUGAUCCCCCUGAAGGAGAAGCGCUUCUGGAGACCUCCCCAUGGGCUGUCAGACAGUGAUGGCAUUUACAACCCUGACUGUGAGGACAGUGGUGUCUUUAAAGCCAGGCAGUGCAAUCAGUCCAGCACCUGCUGGUGUGUGAACACUGCUGGUGUGAGGAGAACUGAGAAGGGAGACAGGAGCCUGAGCUGCAGCGAGCUGGUCCGGACAAGGUGGAUCUACAUUGAGCUGACACACAAGAGAAGCUCCAGAGCCUUCGAUGUUCCCGACGUGGCAAAGGGCCUGACACAGCUGUUUGAGAGCAGGUACAAGCUGCACCCCAAGUACAUUGCAGCCAUCAAGUACGACCCCCCACUUAUCCAAAUCCGCCUGGACCAGAACAAGAAACCCAGGUGGGAUGUAGAUAUAGCUGAUGUGGCCUAUUACUUUGAAAAAGAUGUAAACAAUGACUCUAUAUUUCAUUCCAACAGUCAAUUAACUGUCUCAGUCAAUGGAGAUGCUCUGGCUAUUGAAAAGCUCUGGAUUUACUAUGUGGAUGAAAAGCCCCCAGCGUUCUGCAUGAAGCAGCUGGCAGCUGGCAUUAGUGCUGUGGUCACUGUGGUGGUCCUGACUGUUGGCAUUGGCAUCGCUGUGCUGCUCAUCCUCAGGUGGCUGCACACAAGGAAAUAUAAAAAAUUUGAGAGUAAAGAAAUGAGGGAAAUUAAAACCCCAAGCUUAGAGCUGCCCUGAGCUGAAAGAAGAAAGGCAACUACAGGAAGAAAAGGAAAAAAAAGGCACAGAAUACAAAUAACAGACUCAGUGUAUGUGAUGGAUUUGGAGUUUUUUCCUUCCUACAGGAAUUUGUUCAUUGACUGUUCUAAAUUAUUCUUGUUUAGUAAGUAUAAAUUUUUGGGGUAUAAAUGAAUUUGGGAGUCAGUUACCUAAAUAUUUUAAAUGACUCCUACUUUGGAGAGUAAGAAAACUGUUACAUCUAUCUAUUUAACAUAACACAGAAUGCUUUCACUCCUGCUGCCGGCCUGGCUCAGAUUGCUUAAAUACUUGAAUACUCUGUGGGGUUCUUGGUGUAUCUACUUACUGAAAUUAAAACACUUGCCUCAACAUAUUUGGGCUAUAUUGCUGCUUUUCUCUUGGUGGACUUUUUUAAAAUGCAGUUUGGUUUUUGUUCAUGGGGUCUUUAAAAAAAAAAAAGUUUCUGGAACAUUUUAAACAACAAACAACUUCAUAAAUAUUACUAAAUAAAAAAAUAAGGUAAUGAUAAGACACUCUGCAGCAUGAGAGGCUUUUGUAAAGUCAUCUGUUAGGAAACAUCCGAGGUGUUGGGUCGCUUCCAGGUGCGGAGAUCCCAGGUUCCCGGGUUUGUAUUCAGGCAGCACAGUGAGCUAUUCCCACUUGUGCUCUUUAAUAAGGGUCUGACACUCCUCGUCAGCAAAGAUCCCUUGAUCCCCAUGCAAGUAUAAGUUAACCUUGGUGUUCUGCCCACAUUCCAACUCUGGUAAUAGCUUUCUGUCUACCUAAAUUCCCUGGGCAAUUUUAAUGGGAGGAGAUACUUUUCAGUGUUGUACAGCUUCACAGAAACACUACACAAUGCUCCGGGACAGGCUGAAAAAGAGCUUUAUUCCAGCUGAGCUGCGGGGAGAAUUUAAGAGCAGAGUGUAAUUACUGAACUUGGAAUUUGGCCAACACACUACAACUGGACUGCUUUGCUACCUACUCAUCUGCUGCAUUCCUUGUCUGGGGAGUCAUACCCACCAUGAAGGAUAUUUUAAAGAAAAUAAUGCUGGUUGUUGAAUGUUGGGAUAUUGUCAGUUCCAUUCUCUGUGCUGAGUGUGGAUGUCUAAGUCCAUCACUCUCAUCUGCUUCCUUCAGCAGCACCUGCUCCACCUGGGCACUGCAGCAGGGCCAGCAGCUCUUUCCUUCUCUGAAUUAGUUUCAGUGUUGCUCGUUUGUAAUUCUAACAACAGUCAGGAAUGUUCUGCUUCCACGACAAACCAUAAAUAUAUAGCUCUGGUUCUACUGAAUGAAAAGGAUAAGGGAAGAGGCUUUGAUUUUGUUUCUGUUUCUGCCUUUGUUUACAGAUGCUGUUGGGUAUUAUUUGGUUCAACAUACACCAUUUCCAUUUGACUCCACGCUUGUUCACUCACCUGCUGGGAAACUCUGGGUCCAUAGUUUGGGGCGGAUGCAUCAUGUUUUCCCAAAAUAAGAUUUUUAUGCAGUUGCAGCAGCAGCACUAAUACAUUCACAGUUUUGGAGCGGGGUCUAUAAUUUAUUGUGUGCCUUACAGCAACAUGUCAAAGUUGGUUGGUUGUCACUCAGGAAUACACACUUGUGCCGAGAGAAGAUGAAGUGAGAAUUUGAGAUCUAGGCUGGAUCUUUCCCUGUCAUAGGAAAACUCAAAACUUAGCCUAACUCCACACAAUUUUGCAAGUAGCCAUCUAUAAAACAGAUUAAAUUAAAAAUCUAGAGCUGAGCAGCCCUCAGAUAAAGAAAUGGAGGAUGAGAAUAAAAAUUUUCCAAGUACAUUGCUUAAACACUUUCUUACUUAGGCAGAGCAGAUCAAAGCCAUGUGUUUGAGAGGCUGGUGCCAUCAAGGAUCAUGAGAUAUGCAGUCUUUUCUGGGGAUCUACCAUGGCUUUCAACAGUCUUUUAAAAUCACUGCGUUUUUCUCUUUUCUGUCAUAAGAAAAACAUAUUAUUUUCAAGGUGAAUUAUGAGAUUUUAUAUUAUAAUGUAAACAUUUAGGCAUAACAUUGAAUAGGACUGACAAAAGUACCAAUUGUUGAAAAACUCUUUAACAGGUAACAGUGUCAGCAUCUUUUCCUGGCUCCUGCUUUUCUUUUUAGUAGAUGAGAUUGAGAAGAGAGGCUGUUGUGGCGCCAUUCCUAUUUUUAUUAACCAUUAAAAGUCUGCCCCAUGGAAGCCAAGAGUUGUGGUUGGUUAUUUCUUUGCUAGUCCUUAAGCACCAGUGGACUGCCCACUGGUCAGGGACUGGAAAUGCACUAGGGUUGAUUAAUAGGAGGGAUAAGGUAUCUGCAGUUAAUCAAUAGAAUGAGAAAUUAAUUGAAGCGCAGGGCUCAGAGAACCUCUCUUUGGACUAGAUCAUUCUACUUGAAUAAAUCUGUGUAGAGCUACUGUAGGAUGGGGACUUGAAUCAACCAAGCAGAUCCAUUGCUCCUGCUGAGUAAUCAUUUGUCUCCUGCCACCUCUCACCAAAUCUCAUUUGCAUGUGGCAGAUCAUGUAUUUUAAUGUAACAGUCCAUCACGUUCUGCCUGUUUGACUUUCUUACCACUCCUGAUGUUCUCACUGAAAAAGAGGAAAUGGACUCUUUGUCAGCUUUAAACUUUGGAA